AUGGCAGUUGACGCAGGGGCCAACCUUGUUCUACCAAAAAUGGCAUUACGCGACUCCAACGAUCUCACAAACUACAAUUUUAUGAAUGACUCAAAUCACCUGCCGUACCGCGAUUGGUUUGAUGCAGACCAUGUCAUUAGUCAUCUGCAAGCCGCUUGUCCACAAAUGAAGGUGGUGGAGGAAGAUCCAAAGGAAUGGAGGUAUACCCUUGAUGUUGAGCUCGAGGCCGACCCGGCGUUUGUCUUGUUCCGUGGUGUUUUCUGGCCGGGUCAUCCGUUCCGCAAGUUCUUCGAUGCGCAAGUAGCGCGCAAGAUUGAAGAGUGGCAUGGUCGUUUGAUAUUUCCUGUGCCAGAGAAGGGUGCAACCAUUGUCAAUGUCAUGUCGGCGUUCACAACAUACAAAGUGACGGAUGAUCCAACCGGCGAGACCUUGCGUAUUUGGUACGAGUUGGGUCACUUGAUUCGAUUCAACGAGAGACCGAGAAAUCUGGUUUCUGCACUCAUGGGUAAAUUGGCCGGUGGUCCCUUCAUCGGUGUGCAUUUCCGCGUUGAAGCAGAUGCCGGUAGCUGGGCUCCUGUGGAUGAGCAAAUUGCGCGUGUUUUGGAAGCAGCAGAGCGUGCAUGGAAGGAAUACGGGUGGGCUAAACAAGGUGCAAAGAAGGUCAUCUAUCUCGCAUGCGGCGACAAGGACCAAAUCAACAAAUUUGCCAGUGCAGCGAGGGGUUGGAACGUGGUGGACAAGCUGUCUGUUGCACGACAAUGGCCAACGAAGACGUCUGAUGAUAUCAUUCAUGCCAUCAAGGAGAUGCCAUUCGACCACCAAGGAUCGAUUGACUUUGGCGUCAUGCUCAAAUCUUCCUUCUUCUUGGGUGUCAUGGGCAGUGCAUUCAGCUACACGGUGGCCAAUGCGAGAGAUCCACUGUCGCGGUAUCGCGGUUCCUCUUUCGACAUCCAGUCGACGGGCGCGAGGCAGGCUGCAUCCCAUCUCUUUGAAGACAAUGAAGCUCUCGCAUACUCUUGCUGUCUCUGA
Messenger RNA from Protomyces lactucae-debilis, 1029 nucleotides. RefSeq lists its product as uncharacterized. The transcript has a single exon. NCBI's taxonomy places the organism in Eukaryota, Fungi, Ascomycota, Taphrinomycetes, Taphrinales, Protomycetaceae. Bases 1 to 1029 code for a protein of 342 amino acids. The record is from RefSeq and is a predicted model, not a curated record.